AGGGGAAUGAGAGAGCGAGGGAGUGUUGAGUCCAUCAGUGACGGAGUCUCUGUGUUUGAAAGAAAGGGAGAGGGAGGGAGAGAUUUCCCAGCACAGUUUGACCGCCGUCUCGUCGUCCCUCCUGCUAUACGAGAGUUACAGCUCCGACACUUCCAGCGUUCACAGAGGAUUUUUUAACCCGGGCACGAGGGGGAUCUGACGGCCGGACUCCUCGCGGUCGACUCGGUCUGCUGGAGAUGAGCGUGGAAAUGAACGGCCGCGCCCUGCCGCCCGUGAUACCUGAGGAUGGCGAAGCCCCGGACCACGUCCUUCACAGAGAGAUGAACGGCUACCACCAGAGGCUUCAGGCCGCGGACGGGGGAGAGGCUGAGGUCCCGGUGUCCAAGUCCCAGAGGCGGAAGAGUGACGUCAAAGUCUAUAAAGAGUUUUGUGACUUUUACGCUCGCUUCAACAUGGCCAACGCCCUGGCCAACGCCAUGUGCGAGCGCUGCAAGAGCCGCUUCGCCCCGGCCGAAAAGAUAGUGAACAGCAACGGGGAGCUUUACCACGAGCAGUGCUUCGUGUGCGCGCAGUGUUUCCAGCAGUUCCCAGAGGGACUCUUCUAUGAGUUCGAAGGCAGGAAGUACUGCGAACAUGACUUCCAGAUGCUGUUCGCUCCUUGUUGCCAUCAGUGUGGUGAGUUCAUCAUCGGCCGCGUGAUCAAGGCGAUGAACAACAGCUGGCACCCUGAGUGUUUCUGCUGCAACCUUUGCCAGGCGGUGCUCGCAGACGUUGGAUUUGUCAAAAACGCCGGACGGCACUUGUGUCGUCCUUGUCACAACAAGGAGAAAGCCCGCGGACUGGGAAAAUACGUCUGCCAGAAGUGUCACGCCAUCAUCGAGGAGCAGCCGCUUCUGUUCAAGAACGAUCCCUAUCACCCGGAUCACUUCAACUGCAACAACUGCGGCAAGGAGCUGACGGCUGAUGCCAGGGAGCUGAAAGGGGAGCUCUACUGUCUGCCCUGUCAUGACAAGAUGGGGGUCCCAAUCUGCGGCGCCUGCAGGAGACCCAUCGAGGGCCGUGUGGUCAACGCCAUGGGAAAGCAGUGGCACGUCGAGCAUCAUGUGUGUACUGUGUGUGAGCGCCCGUUUCAGGGCCACCCGUAUUACGAACGAGGUGGCCGGGCCUAUUGUGAGAGACACUUUGAUAUGCUGUUCGGAGACGUUUGCUACCACUGCAAUCGUGUUAUCGAGGGAGACGUGGUGUCUGCCCUCAAUAAGGCCUGGUGUGUCAACUGCUUCGCCUGCUCCACCUGCAACACCAAGCUCACUCUCAAGAACAAGUUUGUGGAGUUCGACAUGAAACCGGUGUGCAAGAAGUGCUACGAGAAGUUCCCCCUGGAGCUCAAAAAGAGGCUGAAGAAGCUGUCCGAAGCUGCAGCGCGGAAGUGAGCGGACGGUUAAUCAGCCGAAGGAGCCGAGACCCUGAGACGGCCACGCCUUUCUCAUCACCGUUCAAGUGUCUUUCUGCUUAAAUUCUGCAUUUUAUAUAUAUUUUUAUAUAUUUGCUUGUCUCACUGCUACAUUUCUGGUACACGUUCGAUAUUUUAUAAGCUUUAAGAGAUGUGGAAAUAAUGACUGAGAAGCUGUGCUGGCAGGUUGUUUAAUCUGUUAUGCGAAGCUAAAGUUAUCUCCUGUUUGAAUAAAAAUACUGAUGCCUUUUCAUAAUGAUGGCAUAAACGCAACACGGGAUAAAAAAAAUGUUUUAAUAAAAGUAAACACGCAAAACCAACACUGAUGUUAUAGGCUUCAUACUAUUAUUUAUUAUUUUAGGUUUAAGAAACAUGUAUUUAGCUUGAGAAGUAAAAUUGACCUUUUUUUUUUUUUUUUUUUAGAUUUUGUGCACCAAAUUAAGAUUUUGUACGACAUGCGUCUAGGAAUGAACUCAGUAUUCUGGAUUGUGUGUUAAAGUAUUUACUGUUUAUAUAUAUCAGCAGAUAUAAUCUGGGACUUUGUCAACAGCUUUAAGAUUAAAAUUCACAAUAAAAUGGUAAUAGCUGUAAUUAUAAAAUAAACUUAGAAUUAUUCUGUCAAUUUAUAAAUUAAUUAGCAAUGUUUUAAUAAGUCGUUGAUACUUUACUCAUUAAGAAUUUAUUGCUUUUUAAAUUUUUUACUAAACGGUGCUUACUUUUUUUUUAUUAUUAAGGAUCAUUAAAAGUAAGUAACAGUAAAGCAAUUGUUGUCAGGCAAUGAAAAAUAUUUUAAAAUGUAUUUUUUUUUACCCAUUUCUAUUUAGUUAAUACAUAGAGACUAAAGCAGAAACAUGUUCCUGUGCGGUCCACUCCAACAUUUGAACUUCUGCUUUGAAAAAUCAGUUCUGCUGUGCAACACAAUUUUUAAAACAAGUGCUAAACACGUUAAGUGCCACUGUGACAGCGUUUAAUUCCCCGUGUACGUGUUGUGUGCAGAGACCGGAUGCGAGAGUCAUGUUCAAUGUGAAGACUGUUGGCCUCUGUUGACUGUAAAUCCAGGAAAAGUGAUCCUCUUAAAAGGAGUGUACCAACUUCCCCGGAGCUCAGACUCUUGUUGGAAAAGAACGCAACUCUUUUGCGCUGUAUUUGAUCUCGCAACCCUCGCCGUUUCCGUUUCAGUUCGAUGGAAAAAGAAACACAUUCCACAGUUGUGCCAAGAAAAAAGAAAAAAAAGUUUCUGUUUUACGUUUCUGUUUCAUGCAACAUUUCUUUUGCAGAAGCACCCGGUGGACUGGUUGUCGCUAGGCAGAACUUCAGCAGCACUAUAAAUACUCCAGGGUGUAGCUUUAUUUGACAUGUUACAACAUGUGUCAAAUAGAUUAUGAUAUAUAGGAAGACGCCCUCGUUGUACUUUAUUUUCCCUCAAGCCUUUUUUUUUUUUUUACUAUGGUCAACACACCAAAGUGCAUGCUUUAUACUUUGCUUUAUUGCUGUCAUUCUGUCUGAAUAAACACGUUAUAUCCAAGCUUGAAA
Fundulus heteroclitus (mummichog) is the source of this 2983-nucleotide messenger RNA. RefSeq names its product LIM and senescent cell antigen-like-containing domain protein 1. Lineage: Eukaryota; Metazoa; Chordata; Actinopteri; Cyprinodontiformes; Fundulidae. Gene Ontology annotation, cellular component: cell-cell junction; focal adhesion; cytoplasm. The transcript is spliced from 10 exons. Bases 237 to 1430 code for a protein of 397 amino acids. Gene Ontology annotation, biological process: cell-cell adhesion; positive regulation of integrin-mediated signaling pathway; cell-cell junction organization. The record is from RefSeq and is a predicted model, not a curated record.